Molecule: messenger RNA, 3114 nt
Organism: Capronia coronata CBS 617.96
Lineage: Eukaryota; Fungi; Ascomycota; Eurotiomycetes; Chaetothyriales; Herpotrichiellaceae
Product: CDK inhibitor PHO81
Exons: 6
Coding region: 1-3114 (1037 amino acids)
Biological process (GO): lipid metabolic process
Molecular function (GO): phosphoric diester hydrolase activity; protein binding
Source: RefSeq, a predicted model, not a curated record
AUGUCAAUGCUCUCAUCCUGGGAGUCUGCUUACAAUUGGUUCAGCUUAUUAAGCAGCUCAGCGCCACUCCGACCAUCAGUGCUCAAGGAGCUGCCUCAGAUACGCAGUCAGCCCUCCGGGCGAACAAAGAAGUCUUCUUCUUUCGAACGUGAGAUAGAAAAGGUCAAUGUCUUCUAUCUUCAGAAAGAAGCCGAGUUUUCGCUCCGGCUCAAAACGUUACUCGAUAAGAAACGAGUCAUUUUAGCAAGAAUAGCUUCCAACUCCAGGCUCUCUGCCAGUUUUGCGACUUUAGUUGAGGGGUUUCAACAGUUCGAUAAUGAUCUAAACAAACUUCAACAUUUCGUUGAAGUCAACGAAACGGCUAUUUCCAAAAUUCUCAAAAAGUGGGACAAAACGUCAAAGUCGAGAACGAAAGAAAUCUAUUUACAGCGUGCGGUCGAAAUCCAGCCAUGUUUCAACCGUGACGUGCUUCGAGAUUUCGCAGACCGAGCUACUACCGCUAGACUCAACCUUGAGGCAUUUGCUGAAGGCGAGAAUACCCAGGAUGAAGUUCCGAGAUCUACAGACCGAAUGAUCGGGCAGCGCGUUGGCACCGAGGAAAGUGAUAUUGAUUUGCAAAUUCUUCAAGCAUCUGCAGCCGGCAAUAUCGGCGCAUUGCGCGAAUGGAUCGCAAGACUGAGUGCUUCAGCAGACGCUGGCGAAAGAUUCACGCGAAUCUUUCUUGCCACGAUCAGUGAAGCACCCGACGAGUCCUUGCGUGUCUUCUUAGAAUCUGGACUCGUCGACAUCAACGCCGAGGACGACAUUAACGAGCGCAAUUGUCUACAUGAGGCCACCAUCUACGGCAAGGAGAUUGUCCUAGAAUACGGCUUGACCCACGAGGUCGAUCCGACAAGAUUGGAUGUCUAUGGAAGAGUACCACUGCAUUAUGCAUGUAUCAGAGGAAGAUUGGGCAUGGUGCAGAGAUUGCUCGAUCACGGACCCAACACUAUCGACAUGAAAGACCACGACAACUUUACCGCUCUUAUACACAGUAUUGUGCGUCACCGGGACGACUGUGUGCGCCUACUCCUCCAGCAUAAUGCUAGGAUCGAUCCUGAUUCAGACGCUGACCAUAUUCCACUGAAUCUGGCUUGUCAACACGGAUGCGUCAACAUUGCGAAGAUGCUGCUGGAGCGGAGGGCGAAAUUACUUCCCGACGCAGAAGGUCUCUUCCCACAACAUCUGGUCGCCCGAUCGAGUCAAGAGGCAGCGCUUCUUCUCCUUCUCAGACAACAUGGAGCGGACCUCAACCAGCGUGACAAGUUAUAUCAAUGGACGCCGUUGUUCCACGCGGCCAGCGAAGGUCGCGUAGAUUGCCUGCGCGUCCUCCUCGAGAACGGGGCCGAUCCUGAAGCCCUUGACGAGAAGGGUCUGACGGCAAUGUACUACGCUACAUGGGAAGGACAUUUGGAGUGUAUGGAUCUGUUGUGGGAACGUAGCAGUCAUCGACAGGCGGAGAGGCGGUCCUCUUCCAGGCUCGGCACCUUCGUCCCUCCACACAAUCAGUUGAACGCCAUGGAGAUCACUCCUGACGCGCCGGCGCCGGCAGAGGUAGACGGGAUCCCUGACCUCUCACUACCCCCACCAAUCAUCCCCAUGCGCCGAUAUGGUCACAACUUCUUGGACACCAAGACGUUCAUUGCGAUCAAUUUCGACCGCGGGGCGCAGGCCAUUCAGUUCUUCAAUGAAGCGCGAUAUCCCGCUGCCCGCUUGACCAUCUCCUCGAAAACCUCGGAUCUCAUCCCUCGCAACUUGAUGUUGCCUAUCCAGGAGGACUCUCGAUCGGUCUAUUUCCAAGUGGACACACUGAGCACUUUUGCUGUGGAUUUCGAAAUCUUCCCGACGUUCGGUUCCAAAGUCAUUGCCAAAUCGGUGGCCCUGCCCGACCUGUUCCGAGCAAUCGAAAGCAGUGCCGGAACGUGUUGUCUGCCACUGUUCGACCCAAGAUUGCGCUGCGUCGGUCAAAUCCAAUUCAGUUUCCAAGUCAUCAAACCAUACCGAGGCACGCCACUGGAAAUCACCCAGUUCGCCACAUAUUGGAAGGCUACAAGCGCGCUCGACGACCAUGGCGGACUCGUAACAGGAUCCAGUCUGUCUGGGGACUACUUGCGCUUGACGGUCCAGCUGACCCGUGACGGCAUCCCUGUGAUCUAUCCAUCGUACUUCAUCCCCUACAACAACAUGGACGUCUGCAUCUCCCAGGUAACAUUCGACGUCUUCAACAAACUCGGGUUAUCCAAUAGCAGCAGCCUCCUGCAAAGCGAUGGCACAUCGACACUGCGCAGCAUCGACAUCAUGGACUGGCGCGAUCGACUGACCGGUCCGAUAUUUGCGCUGCGUGAGGUCCUAGCUGCAGUCCCCGCCCAGAUCAAUUUCAACCUGCACAUUCUGUACCCAAUGAACCACGAAGAUCCUGAGCUGGGUGUAUAUUCCGGCAUCGACAUCAAUACGUUCGCCGACUCGAUCUUGACCGAGGUCUUCGACCAUGCGCGUUCUUUACGAGCCCAGUCGCCAGAUCUCUCUCGCUCGAUUGUCUUCAGCUCAGGGAACCCGAAUGUCUGCACGGCCUUGAAUUGGAAACAACCCAAUUUCCCUGUCUUGCUGUGUAAUGAUCUCGGCAAUGCUAGUGUGAGUGUCAGCGGUAGCGGCAAUGUUAGGGGUGACGGUGGCGGUGGAGGUAUUGGCAAUGCGAGCAGAGACAUUCAUGUCACCGCUGACGGUACGAACGCCAUUGGUGGCCACAGCCACGGCACCUCGAUUAAAGAAUCCGCCCGUCUCGCGCAGAUGAACAACUUCAUGGGCAUGACGUGCUCGUCGCGGAUUCUACAAAUGGUGCCCUCGUUGAUCGAGACCAUUCGAGAAGCAGGGCUCGUGUUGGUCUCGGACGCUUCGGAAACCGCUGCUGCUUCUGCUACGACCACUACAUCUGGCACUGGACGACAGCAGCAUAAUCAGUUUGUUCAGGCUCCUCCUUCUCAGCCUGCGACAGGAUGGACGAUGAUGCCGGAAGGUGUCAAUGGAAUCAUGAAGCCGAAUGGGAUUUUGCGCUUCAACGAGACGGUCGACAUGUGA